Molecule: messenger RNA, 1038 nt
Organism: Parnassius mnemosyne (clouded apollo)
Lineage: Eukaryota; Metazoa; Arthropoda; Insecta; Lepidoptera; Papilionidae
Source: the annotation of a GenBank genome assembly
AUGCAGCUCAUCCUCGCCACCAGCCUCCUGCUGCUUGCAGCUAGCAUCGCUCCCAUAAAAGCUCAAAGGAUAACAACGAUACAACUGGAUGGCGUACAAUAUUUCAUAUCUAGGAUGAACCCUUACAGCCCGGAGCUCAACUAUUUCCUAGCGUACCAGUAUUGCAGAUCUUUGGGUCUGCAGCUUGCUUCAUUUGAAACAAAAGAAAAAGCAGAUUCUAUAACUACAUAUCUCUCAAAUGCAGGAUACAAUAAGUACGACUUCUGGACGUCUGGAAACAACCUCGGCACAGACAUGUAUCUGUGGAUGAGCACGGGGCUGCCCUUCAACGCAACCUUUAACUAUAUGCGACGAGUAAGCAAUGUGACACCCUACCAGCACUCUGACGACAGUAUGGACCCUGUUGACUUGCCUCAGGGUAGCACCGCCCCUCAGCGUACUGCCAGACACGGGACCGAGCACGUGAUGGCAAACGGUUGCGUGGCCCUCAAGCAGCCCGACUUCCACUGGGAGCCCCAGCACUGCGGAGAGAUCAAGGACUUCAUCUGCGAACAGACCCGCUGCUAUUACUACAACUACGGCUCCAUCCCCGUGUCGUCGGCGCAGGGAAAACCGCUGUCCCUGACGACAACAACGACGGCGCACCCACUCACCUCCUCAUCACCGCCGCCGCCGCGCUCCGAGCACCUUCCAACACACUUCAACAUCAGCGUUCUCUUCGACAAGCUGCAGCCCUCGUCCCUUGACGGCCUCCGUUCACCACACCUCAAAACCGGAGCUCUGAACAAGUCCUCGCCGCAGAUAGACUCACACUACUCGCGUGCGUCCGACGCUCGAAGCCACGACCAGGAACAAGAAAAGGAGGAGCCAACCCAAGGGCCUUAUGAAGGCGACGAGGGCAUGGUGGGAGACGAUGCUUCCGCGUAUUUGAACCAAGAGGGGCGCGACGCAGGUGAGAGCGCACCGUCGACCGCCGAACCGGACGCCACAGAGCACUCCGUCCACGCCAGCGGCAUGCUGGCCCCACCCGCCUACUAG